CCCGGAAGUGACGCGCUUGGGCCCGUCAGACUGUGUUGAUGUUUUGUGCACGAGCUCUCGCCCGGGAAGAAGGAGACGAAUUUCAGGUUUUUUCUCGUUCGUUUGUAUGUUGUGUUCCGUCCAAACGUCGAUGGGAAUCGUCGUGUUCUCGACGGGGAACAUUCGCUCGAUGAUUUGCGGCUAGCCACGUAGCUCGACGCCAAACACAGACAAGCUUUUGAUCCAAAAAGGCGGACCGACUCGUCGCCCUCUACCCCUCCACCUCACCCCCACCCCUCCUCCUCCCCACCAUGACGAUCCUGCCCAAAAAGAAACCCAGCUCGGGGGUCGGGGUCGCGGAUCACGCUGAUGACACCGACCGGCGGAGCGUCGCGGACCCUCACCAGCACCCGCACCCCCACCCUCACGCGGGCAGGACCGGAGCCCGGCCCCGUGCUUCUCCUCCGCCGUGGACGUACCAGCCGGCGCCGCCUUCCACCAGAGAUGAGCGGCGGAGCAUCGAAGCGGGCUCCCGGCCGCAACAGGCCUCCCCUCCGCCUGGCGGCUCCGUGGCCUCCGCGGGGCCGUGCGACGGUCGGGACGGCGGCGGCGGCGGAGUCGGCGGCGGCGGCCUGGUGGCGACCUCCCGCGGGGACCUGGUGGUGCAGGCCGGUGUGGUGGGCUGCGGCGGGAGUAUCGGCGGCUGCUGCUCCGGGCCCGGACUCAGUAAGAGGCGGCGGCAAGCGGGCACCUGCUCCGGCUCGGCGGCGUUGGCCGGAGGCGGGCAGGCCGGCGUGGGCGGUCCCGGCGGCGUGGGCUCCAGCCAAGAACCGGACGAGGGAGCCGGCGGCAACAACAGCGAGGACGAGUACGAGAACGCCGCCCGCCUGCAGGCAGUGGACCCGGCCACCGCCGAGCAGCAAGAGCACUGGUUUGAAAAAACUCUGCGGGACAAGAAAGGUUUCGUCAUCAAGAAGAUGAAGGAGGACGGCGCGUGUCUCUUCAGAGCUGUCGCUGACCAGGUCUAUGGCGAUCAGGACAUGCACGAGGUGGUGAGAAAACACUGCAUGGACUACCUGAUGAAAAACGCAGACUAUUUUUCCAACUAUGUGACGGAGGAUUUCACCACAUACAUCAACCGGAAAAGGAAAAACAAUUGCCAUGGCAACCACAUUGAGAUGCAGGCCAUGGCAGAAAUGUACAACCGGCCCGUGGAGGUGUACCAGUACGGCACAGAGCCAAUCAACACCUUCCACGGCAUCCAACAGAAUAACGACGAGCCCAUCCGAGUGAGCUACCACCGUAACAUCCACUACAACUCCGUUGUCAACCCCAACAAGGCCACCAUCGGCGUGGGCCUCGGCCUGCCCGCCUUCAAACCGGGGUACGCGGACCAAUCCCUGAUGAAAUCGGCCAUUAAGACAUCCGAGGAAUCGUGGAUCGAACAGCAGAUGUUGGAGGACAAGAAGCGAGCAAGCGACUGGGAGGCGACGUGCGAGGCCAUCGAGGAGCAGGUGGCCAGGGAGUCAUACCUGCAGUGGCUCCGGGACCAGGAGAAGCAGGCCCGACAGCCCAGGAAAGCCAGCGCCACCUGCAGCUCAGCCACAGCGGCGGCCUCCAGUGGCCUGGAGGACUGGGCCGCUCGGUCGCCGCGGCAACGAGACGCUGACCCCUCCCACUCGGACCUCACCAGCGCCCCAUCGACCGUCAUCAAGCCGCCUUCCCCCGCCGGUGCCGCACUCAUCCUCAACAAACCGCCCUCACCUUGUGCACCAGGUCCCAGUAAUCCGAGUCGUCAUCAUUUAGAGUACAGAGCCAUUAUGCAGGAGAUGUCACCGACAGCAUUUGGUCUGAGCGACUGGGAGGAUGACGAGAUCCUGGCAUCAGUCCUGGCUGUGUCCCAGCAGGAAUAUUUGGACAGCAUGAAACAUCAGAGCGGUUCCGUUCAGCAUCGAGAGCGAGAGGCGUCGCCAGACAGCAGCUGAUGGACGCACAUAAGCCACAAAUGAACCCCCCCCCCCAGCGCCCCACCCCCUCCCGUGAACCACUGAAGACAAAGCCAGAAGAAAGAAAUGCAGUUUUUUUUGUCCCCUUUCAAAAUCCAAUCCAUCCUUCCCUCACUCUUUGUCUUUUCCUCCGAGCGGGAACUUGAGCGGAUUCUGUCUCUAACAAGGCCGUCAGAAACGGGCUAACCACGCAUCAAGUCACGGGAGAGAGAGCGAUUUAAUCCACGGGAUCAAAACACGAACACUUCUGCUCGCAUGUUCCGCCAUUUUUUUUUUUUUUUGACCGCUAAGCGGCUACGACCACAAGCCAGCUCUUGUCGCAAGAAACAAUGUUGCCACAUGACAUCACUUUGAUUUUGGAUUUUGUUUUUAAUUUAUUCUGGUUUGCACAAACGACACCACUCACAAAAUUUCAGAGUGAUGGGCUUUUUGGGGCUACAAUUUCAGGAAGAACCUGAGAUCCACUCCAAAUUGCAUUUGAUCUUCUUUGAGCUUCGGAAUCCACUUCAGUGCUGUUUGCACAAGUUUUUCCUCGUGCGACGGGCAACCUUGGCAGCGGUUUAGAUCCAGAACCUUUCGGUUUCCUUAGAAUCGAUCUUCAAACGGUUCUUUUUAUUGCAGCGGAGAGACUGGAAGCGUCACAAAAAGGCAAAGAAGUCGAUGUCCUUGGAAAUUAAAACUAAGAAAACGCGCGUGAACGUUGCCCUUCGGUUUCUAGUUUGAGAACAGCAAGUUCGUAAGUACUGAAACAUUAAGCGGUUGAAUUGAGUCGUUUUAAAAAGCGUAGGGGGGGGGGGGGGGUCAAAGUUCACCAAGAAAAAGCUCAAGCGUAUUUGAGGUUCAUCCUUAAAUUUUGGCUGAAAGCCCAAUAUCUCAAAACUUUAUUGUGAGUUGUGUAAAUAGAUUCACGGCGAUCGCCUCUUUCUGAUUGGCUGUCAGCCCAACUACCAGUUUAUUUCGUCCGCAGUAGCCAAAAAACACAAAAGCGAGCAAGCUCACGGAGGUUCUUUCUCGUUUAAAAAGGAUCGUUGCCAAUUACCUGCUUCGCUAGUCUUUUGCUGGUGAAAAUGAGAUUUCCUGGCGCCGCGUGAGCUGAUAUCAAAAGGGAAAAUUUAUCGCGGCUUGAAAUGUUUUUCAACGCUCAAGACGACGUACUUCGGUGAGCUGGCGUAACUCGCCUAACUGCGACACGUUAAAAAAUGUCAUCGCUUAGUUGUAGCGGUUUCUUUUUGACGACUUAGCAUUAGCAUGUUAUCCGCUGACCGGCAAAUUGAAUAAGUUUUCCCCUUCUGGUUUGUAGAGAAAGAUUGUUCUUGAACAUGUAGCACAACAAAGUGAGCAAGGCUAAUAGGACAUAAAAGACAGCAAGGCCUCAUGCUACACUCUUCACGCCUGAAGUCGACUUGUACAAGUUGAUAGGACUUCCUGUUGGCGACCGGCGUGUUUUGAGUUCCAUUGAUAGCUUGGAUAUCUAUUUUUUAAAAAUGUCUGUCUUCCUCUUCUUACCUCCACCAUCAUCAUCCUUAGCUGCAUGUUUCAUCAUGACCAAUAUCGCCAUGGAGACAAAGUGACAAAUGAGAGACCAGAACAGAAUUGUCACAUUUAUCCUCUUUAUGUUUGAUUAUUGUUAUUAUUAAUAAUAUAAGUUUGCUUUUAUUUUAUCUCUUGGGAUGACAAAAAAAAAUCCGAUUUUUUUUUCUUUCUUGGAAUAAAAAGAGGAAAAUUGUUUCAGACAGAA
This is a messenger RNA of Hippocampus zosterae (dwarf seahorse), 3723 nucleotides long. It is a transcript of the gene otud5a, whose product is annotated as OTU deubiquitinase 5a. Bases 291 to 1964 code for a protein of 557 amino acids. The transcript is spliced from 9 exons. Gene Ontology annotation, molecular function: K63-linked deubiquitinase activity; cysteine-type deubiquitinase activity. NCBI's taxonomy places the organism in Eukaryota, Metazoa, Chordata, Actinopteri, Syngnathiformes, Syngnathidae. The record is from RefSeq and is a predicted model, not a curated record. Gene Ontology annotation, biological process: protein deubiquitination.